Messenger RNA from Austrofundulus limnaeus, 3279 nucleotides. It is a transcript of the gene ercc5, whose product is annotated as excision repair cross-complementation group 5. Gene Ontology annotation, biological process: nucleotide-excision repair. NCBI's taxonomy places the organism in Eukaryota, Metazoa, Chordata, Actinopteri, Cyprinodontiformes, Rivulidae. Gene Ontology annotation, molecular function: single-stranded DNA binding; DNA endonuclease activity. The record is from RefSeq and is a predicted model, not a curated record. Gene Ontology annotation, cellular component: nucleus.
ACAUCAGCAUCUGGUUAAACCAAGCAGUGAAGGGGGUGAGGGACCGCCAGGGCAACAGUGUCCAGAACGCCCAUCUCCUCACUCUCUUCCACCGCGUCUGUAAGCUGCUCUUCUUCCGCAUCAGACCGGUCUUUGUGUUCGACGGAGAUGCUCCUCUGCUGAAAAAACAGACCCUGGCUCUGAGGAGGCAGAGGAAGGAGGAGCUGACCCGCGAGUCCAAACAAACCAACGAGAAACUCCUCAAGACCUUCCUGAAGAGACAAGCCAUCAAAGCUGCCCUUGGAGAUCAAAGCAAGGACCCUCUGCCCAGCAUCUCAGGCGUCAGGAGGAACGAGGUGGACGACAUGUACAUUCUGCCCGCCCUUCCACCUGCAGAGGAGAAGGAGAGAAGCAGCUCAGAGGAAGAAGAGGAGAAAGAAGGAAACGAGUUGAGUGACAGUUAUCACAUGUAUCAGGAAGAACUGUACGAAGACCCAAACUCUGUGGACAUCAACUCCGAGGAGUUCUCCAGCCUGCCCGCCGAGAUGAAACACGAGAUCCUGAAAGAAAUGAAGGACUUCUGUAAAAGACGCAGGACCAUGAUUCACAAACCUCCAGAGCGCUCAGGAGAGUUUUCUCAGUACCAGCUGGCCGGCCUGCUGCAGAGGAACCGGCUGAACCAGCGCCUGGAGGGGGUGGAGCGAGAGAUGAGCCACCGCAGCGCCGCCGGCGCGCCACAGCUCGGCCAGGAGGACGGAGACCAGCGGAGUCACAGCGUGGAGUCAAACCGACUGGUUUCAGAAGACCACUCGCAUUACAUUCUCAUUAAAGGCUCCAAAAAGUCUGAAGCUGCCUCAGAGAGCCAGCCUGCAGCCUCGCCCUGGGCCGGGAGCUCCCUGUCCGGCUGCAGGAGAGCGGCAGACAAACCCAAACCUUUGUGGCGACCUGUCGCUGAGGAAGAGGAGGAGGUACAGGCCUCUUCGUCAAAGGAGACCUCUGAGUCAAAACCACUUCAGGAAGACGCCUGUCCAGCUUCACCUCGGACUCUGGAGGCCAUCCAGGCUGCCCUGAACGAUUGCUCCGAUGAUGAUGAUGAAGAGGAGGAUGGACGGGUAUCUCCUCGUACGCUCCUGGCAAUCCAGCAAGCUUUAACCGAGGAAGAGGACGGGACAAGCAUCUCACCUGCCAAACCGAGGACAAGUCCUCCUCGUCCCGUGGUCAUUGGCAGCUCAGACGAGGAGAGCCGGCCUGUCCCUGAAGAAUCGUCAGAUUUUCCAACGAAUGCCGCCCAGAGCGUCCACAUGGAGGACAGCCUGCUCGACAGCAGCUCUGAGGAGGAGCUGGAGGAAGUGGUCGAACAGAGAAACAAAGCCUUUCGAUUGGCUGCGCUGCCACGAGCYGAGGAGGAGGAGGAGGAGCGGACGAGAGAGGCGGAGGAACGGGAGGAGCUGAAGGAGAAAGCGUCCAAUCAGAACUCACCGAAUGUUAGUCCCUCCUCUCGGACAAGUUGGAACCCAGGCGGCACAGAAACAAACGCUCCUCCUGGAAACCCGGAGGAGAAGAGUGCCGAAGAGACGAACGGAGACAAGGUGAAAAUGGACAGCGGGUCUGAAGAGAGUUUCAUCGAGGUGCCAGAAGAGGAAGUCGAAGAGGAGGACGCAGCUGAUUCAGACGCUGUUGGAGACAAAAGAUCUUCAGAAGAAGCCGAUAAAGACGUGACGAUUACAGACGACGAGUCGGGUGGAAGUUUAACCGAGGUUCUCCAGGGUCCAACUACUGCURGGAGUUCAGAGGAGGAAAAAGAGGAGGAAUCAGAGACUCAAAAUCAAGAGAACGAGCUGAAAGAGGGAACAGAGGCAGACUCUAAAACAACAGGAACCAGUGAGUGGGACCACAUCGACGUGGGUGAACUGGAGGCUCUGGAGAGCUCGUUAGGGUUGGAGCAGGACAGCCUGACGGAGCAGAAACAGCAGCAGGAACGAAUGGCGAACACCGUCACCGGACAGAUGUACCUGGAAAGUCAGGAGCUGCUGCGGCUGUUCGGCGUGCCGUUCCUGGUGGCGCCAAUGGAGGCCGAAGCUCAGUGCGCGGCGCUGGACCGCGCCGACCAGACGCACGGGACCAUCACGGACGACUCGGACGUGUGGCUGUUCGGAGGAAGACACGUGUUCAAGAACUUCUUCAGCCAGAACAAAUACGUGGAGCACUACCAGUUCAGUGACCUGCAGAGCCAGCUGGGUCUGGACAGAACUAAAUUAAUAAAUCUGGCCUACCUGCUCGGCAGCGAUUACACUGAAGGUGUACCGGGAGUCGGAUAUGUGACGGGCAUGGAGAUCCUGAACGAGUUUCCAGGUCCAGCUUUGGAGCCACUAAUACAGUUCAGUCAGUGGUGGUCAGAGGCUCAGGAGAACAAACGGCUGGUGGCUGAUCCCCGAGACACCAAGGUGAAGAAGAAACUCCGGGAUCUGAAGGUCCAACCUGGCUUCCCGAACCCGGCCGUGGCCCAGGCGUACCUGGAACCUGUUGUGGAUCAGUCAGACGCCUCGUUCAGCUGGGGACUCCCCCAACUGGACAUGAUGAAAGAGUUCUGCCUGAGUCGAUUCGGUUGGAGCAGCCGAAAGACGGAGGAGAUCCUUCAACCUGUGAUCAAACAGCUGAACAGCCAGCAGACUCAGCUGAGAAUAGACUCCUUCUUCCGCCUGGAGCAGCAGGAGAAGCAAUCGAUUCGCAGCCAGCGACUCCGCCGAGCCGUCACCUGCUUAAAGAGGAAGGAGAGAGGAGGAGGAGGAGGAGAGGACGAAGGCAGCGAGGAGGAAAUCAAGUCUAAGAAAACAAGCGUGAAGACCACAGAGAGGCAGAAAGAAGAUGUCAGAUCCGCGGCAGGCGGGGGGUUUCUAGGUUCUGAGCUCACAGAUGAACCUCCUCUUCUGCCACUGAAGGACAUCUGCGGUUCUGGUCCGGAUUCUGGCGGUCGGUCCAUCAAGACUCGGCCUGAGAAGACCAGGAGCAGCAGCAGCAGCUCCAGUGAUGAUGAUGAUGAUAAGAAAGCUGCCAUGGUUACGGCCCGAUCCGUUUUCGAGGGCAGCAAACGAGGUCGUGGAGGAAAACGACCGAGAGGAAAAGGAAAGAAGCAUUAAAGAUAAAAGAUGUGAAUUUAUUAUCAAAUGUGAAACUUUUUCUUAAAUAUCUGUGAUGUUUUGAUAUUUACGGAAAUAAUUCAUCAACUCAGCUUUUUAUAAAAUAUAGAUCAUGAAGUUUUGUAAACACUGAUACCACAAAAUAAACUUUUUUAUGUUUGGA